AUGGCAGUGGGUGACCUCGGGGCGUCCGGAUAUAUGGCGCCAGAUGAUGGCGGCUGGGAUUUCGAGCCCGUGUCGUCGACCUUAGCUGCUCAACUAGCACCGCGUCUCUCGUCUCGAGGGGACCACGCGCAUAAUCUAAACAGGGAAACCUUCUCUCAACUCCGCAGGGAGCUGGUCGAAGGGAAAUAUAGCCAGCUCCAUCUGGACGAUAGCACCACCGAUGUCUGCAAGUUAAUCUGCAUCGUUCUGGAGGCUGGUCUGGAGCAUCGUGCUCAGGAUGCGAACCCCGAGUCAGAAGGCCAGAUAUUGGACUGUCUGGAUAUUAUCCGAAUCGCCGUCCAGAAGGCUCCUCGUGCGCUGACCGAGUGUCCCGAUCCUGAAUCCCUGGGUGUAAAUGCCCGGGCUCCUUUAUAUGCUUGGCUGGUAGUGCGACUGCUCCACUUGCUUAGUAUCUGGAACAGCGAUAUUGUUGCAGAGGCAAUCACUGAGCUUUUCUCGAGCCUAGUCUGUACGCAGCAAAGACACGCCAAGAUAUGGUCUGCUUGCUCCCCAGCGACGGGCCUUCUCCGGGCUUGCGCUACAGGUUUGUCAGGUCCCAGGUAUCAAAGGAAGUGCGGAGCUAAUGAAUUUCAGAGAUCCUCCACUGCAUGA
Molecule: messenger RNA, 651 nt
Organism: Aspergillus terreus NIH2624
Lineage: Eukaryota; Fungi; Ascomycota; Eurotiomycetes; Eurotiales; Aspergillaceae
Exons: 1
Coding region: 1-651 (216 amino acids)
Source: RefSeq, a predicted model, not a curated record